AUAUAUAUAUACAUAUAUGACUAUGGAGAUUAAUAGAGGUACAGACUUGGAUGGUUCAACAAUAGCAAGAAAAACUGUUGCAUCAAAUAAUUAUAAAGAAAUAUACAUGUGUGUGUGUGUGUGUUUUUUUAUGGGAAAACUAUGAGUUAUUAGGGUAAUGAUAGAAGUCACCAAUCAGUUCACCCAAAUAUAGAUGGGGCAACAAAGAAAGACUAGCCAAUUCUACGACCACAGCUAUUGGUGGCGGACCACCAUCCAUAUAUAAGACCCAUAGCCAUGGUUAGAUCCAACAUCAUCAUUCUCAUUUUAUCACUGUUAAUGUGGUAGGGAAGAGGAAAUGGAGUUCUGGCCACCGUGGGCCACCAUGCCACAUCCAAUAGAGGGAGAGAUAUAUAGUGCUUAUAUUAUGUGAGCUUCGUGUAUAAUCACUUUUUGGCUGGUGCCUGUUCCAUUACGUCACCACCCAUUUUUAAUGCUAAUUAUUGUUCUUCUUUCUUUCUUUCUUUCUUUUAGAGUCUUCUUGUCUCUUUUAAGCUUUCUUGAUUGGUCUUUCUUGUAUAAUAGACCAGGAAGAAGAAGAAGAAGAAUAUAUUUUGAUCAGAGUCUUUAUCAGUUGCGGGUAGAGGUGGCAGUAGUGAAGGGUUUCUAUAAGGGUUAGUUUCUAUCCAAAGAACCAAUAUUCGCGCCUCCUUUUUUCCAGCCCAAAUCUUGUCCACCAAUUCAGCUAAAUCCGACAGUGAGAGACAACGAGAGCUUAUGAUUUUGAACAUAAUUUUUUUUCUUACAAAGAUGAUGAUAACAAUAAUUUGUCAUUAGCGUUCCUGUUUUUGUUUUUGUUUCUUUUUGCCCUUUCUCUCUCAUCCGCUUUCCCCUUCUUAUAUAACCCUACUUAGUAUCCUUUCUUCCAUUCUUCUCUCGCCUUUUCUUUUCUUUUCCUUUCCUUUCUAGGAGUUUUCUUCUCUUCCUCGGGAUCUGAUCCGACAACUCGACAGAAACUGUUUGUGCGGGAGGACAAAAAGCUCUGUGGUUCAAUUCCCGAGGAAAUUAAUAUCUUCAUUAUUGCUUUUCUUUCUUUUUUUUUUUUUCUUGGUUUCUUGUCUGAAGUUCAGCUGCUUCCAGUUUAGGGGUUGUAGUUCUAUUUUUGGAGCAACAGGGUUCGGCUUCUUCAAUUGAAGGAAAGAUUCAAUCAACAUAGAUCUGUGGUUACAAGGUCUAGAAAUCGCGGUUGCUUUGAUAAGAGUGAAGAACAUGAGUGCUUUCUCACAUGUUCCUCCCGGUUUUCGGUUCCAUCCCACCGAUGAAGAACUUGUGGAUUACUACCUUAGGAAAAAAGUAAAUUCAAGAAGAAUUGACCUAGAUGUCAUUAAAGAUGUCGAUCUGUAUAAGAUCGAGCCGUGGGAUCUGCAAGAAAUAUGUCGAAUAGGAACAGAAAAUCAAAAUGAAUGGUACUUUUUUAGUCAUAAAGAUAAGAAGUAUCCGACAGGAACUCGCACGAACAGAGCCACUGCUGCUGGAUUUUGGAAAGCAACUGGUAGAGACAAAGCUAUAUAUUCAAAGCAUGACUUGAUUGGAAUGAGGAAAACCUUAGUCUUUUACAAAGGUCGUGCUCCAAAUGGACAGAAAUCUGACUGGAUUAUGCACGAGUACCGCCUCGAAACAGAUGAAAAUGGGACUCCACAGGAAGAAGGGUGGGUUGCAUGCAGAGUAUUCAAGAAGAGAAUGACAACGAUGAGGAAAGUGAGCGAGCAUGAAUCAAGCAGCAGCUGGUACGACGAUCAAGUUCCAUUCAUGCAAGAAGAGGAUUCACCAAAACGGAACUCACAGACUGAUUUGGCUUAUCAUUUAUCUUACUCCUGCAAGAAAGAGCUAGAGUUGCAGUAUCAGGUUCCUCACGAUCACUUUCUCCAGCUCCCACUUCUACAAAACCCUAAACUGCUUCAAGCUGCAGCUGCAGCUGCCACUGUAAGCUGCACUUCUAUUGCUGCAUAUGGACUAGACAUAAACCAGACAACCACUCUUCAAUCUUCACCAGAUGAGCAUCCUCAUCAAACACGUGACCGAACCUUACCAUCUCUUUAUAAUACUCAAAAUAACAAUAAUAAUAAUGGGGGAACAUUAGUUGAUCAAGUUACCGAUUGGAGAGUGCUAGACAAGUUUGUUGCUUCUCAAUUAAGCCAAGACGACGUACCUAAGCAAAAUAAUAACUACUCAAAUGCACCUAAUGCCAGCAUCUUCCAUGCUUCAGAUCAGGCACAUAUGCUUGCUAGACAAUUGAACAAGCAAGAAUCGACGAAAGAUAACGCUUCGACGUCAGCACCUGGUUGUCAAAUUGAGUUUUGGAAGUGACACUUAUUUUAUUGAAAAUUAAGGAACAGUAUAUAUAUUGAUCAUAGAAUAUGUUCAGGUAAUUAAUUAAAGAAAAAAGUUACUAUAUAUCUAAGUUCAUGUACAUAAUAAAAGCUAAAAGCAUGUAACUUUAACUGUUUUCGUAGAGUUAAGUUAAUUCCUACCAGCCAAAUUAGCUAGUUAGUUGAAAAUUCAUCAUGUCACUGUAAGAUGAAUUGAUAUUUUUAGGCAAGUGUUGCAGUAUCAUUGUCUGUACGUAAGGGCAUUUUUUUAAUUAAUGUAGCCAGUGGCCUGAACUCUGUAGUAGCCACAUGUGCUGCUUAUAGAAUCGACUGGGUGGUCGAUUAAGACAUAUUUGUAUCGUCAACUUGAUGAAACAAUGUUAGAAUAAAGCUUUUCUUUUCUUUUUA
Molecule: messenger RNA, 2756 nt
Organism: Jatropha curcas
Lineage: Eukaryota; Viridiplantae; Streptophyta; Magnoliopsida; Malpighiales; Euphorbiaceae
Source: RefSeq, a predicted model, not a curated record